GCAUGUGGUUGAUUUUUCUUGUUUUGAUUUUUUGAUUUUCGUUUUAAGCUUAAUUGUGAUUAAUUUUCUUGUUACAAUUGAUUAGUGUAUUCCUUUUUUUAAUUACUAUAUUCUGUAUUUGUGUCUCCAUUACAUUCGGUUAACAAAUACGUAGUAAAACGAUGUCUUCAGAUGAAGAAAUUGAUGAUUCUCCAAAGAAAGUGAAAAAACCAAGAAAAGGUACACGUGAUUGUCGCGAAGGUAAAACUGUCUUCAUUAAAAAUCUUCCAUUCGAUUGUAAUAAGGAAGAUUUAACCGAAUUUUUCAACGGAUUUGGUACUACAGAAUAUUGUGUUCUCUGUAAAGAUGAAUUCGGUCAUCCCAGAGGUACCGCUUUCGCUAAAUUUGUUAACAAAGAAGAUGCCGAGAAAUGUUUAGAAACAUUUAAACUCAAUCCUGGUAAAUUUAGAAUUCAAGGAAGAAAAAUUGAAGUUUUUCUCGCCCUUACCAAAAGUCGAGCCGCUGAAAUUUCAAAGAGGAAAAUAACCAAAUUCCGUGAUAAGAGGAACCUUUACCUGGCCAAGGAAGGUCUCAUUUAUCCCGAUUCUCCAGCCGCUGAAGAGGUCAGUCAAAAUGAUUUGGCAAGAAGACUACAGUGUGAGAUGGUUAAACGAGCUAAACUACAGAAACUUGGUAAUUUUGUCUCUCGUAAUCGUCUUUGUUUCCAUAAUAUUCCCGAAAAUCUUGGUGACUUAAAGCUUAGAAAACUAUGUCUUGGUGUUAUCGAUAAUGAGAAUGCCGUGAUUACCGAGUCGAAAGUUAUACGAAAUGUUAAAAAGGAUAAACUAACAAAAGGAACUGGAUUUGGUUUUGUUACAUUCAAACGACAUUGCGAUGCACUUCAAUGUUUACGACGAUUAAACAAUAAUCCUGAAAUUUUCACCACUCAUAGAAGACCAAUUGUUGAAUUUUCCAUUGAAAAUUUAUCUGCUGUAAGAAAGAAGCGUAACAAUGGGGAUUUCAAGUACGAUGAAGAAGAUCACACCGAUGCUACCGAUAUUCCUGAUGAAGAUUUAACCUACAUGGGUGUUAAGGCCAAACCAUUCAGAGAAGAUGAGCCGAUCGUACUACCCAAAAUUAAUCGUAAAAUGCAUGAAAAUGUUAAAAAAUUGAAAGAACGAGGAAAAGCUCUGAAAAAAGAGAAGCGAAAAAUGAAAGUCAACAAACAGAUAAAAGAAGCUAAAGCUAAUCGACGAAUGAAUUUGGAAAGAAAAAUGACCAUGGACAAAGCGAAAUCAAAAUCGAAAAGAAUUAAGGAUAAACGCCACCACGAUGAUGAUUAAUUCUUAAAUCUGUUUUGUAAUUAAAAUCAACUGAUUAUUCUAUUAUUUGUAGAUAAGAAAUCAUAAUCAUAAAUGUUCAAGAAAAACUCUCUUGCAAUAAUAUUAACCUUUACUUGGGAAUUUAUCAAAAUCUAAA
This is a messenger RNA of Panonychus citri (citrus red mite), 1458 nucleotides long. Its product is annotated as RNA-binding protein 28-like. The record is from RefSeq and is a predicted model, not a curated record. The transcript has 3 exons. The coding region runs from base 162 to 1322 and encodes 386 amino acids. NCBI's taxonomy places the organism in Eukaryota, Metazoa, Arthropoda, Arachnida, Trombidiformes, Tetranychidae. Gene Ontology annotation, molecular function: RNA binding.